AUGAAAGUUUUAAAAUUAAAUGUUUUGAGAAAGACUAAAAUCUAGCUUCAAAGUUACUCAAUUGUUUUCUUAUUCAAAUACGUUAUGAUAUGUUUAGUGAUUUACAGAGAAGCAAUGAAGAUAGUUAAAAUUUCAAAGAGAUAUUGUCAUAAAGUUCAAGAGAUACAAUUGACUUAGAUAUUUUAGUUCUUACAUUUGAAUAAUGGCCAAUCACUGACUUUUGACCAUUUAUCAUUCAUACAGAAUUAUUAAACUGGCAAUAACAAUUUACUUAAUAUUAUUAAUGCAAGAAUUCAAAGAGAAAAUUGA
Messenger RNA from Paramecium primaurelia, 309 nucleotides. NCBI's taxonomy places the organism in Eukaryota, Ciliophora, Oligohymenophorea, Peniculida, Parameciidae. The record is from the annotation of a GenBank genome assembly.